CGAAGAGUGGGGAUUCGUAAUUUCAGCCACUAGGAUGGCGGGUGACAACACUGAAAUAGACUUGUAUGAUAAUAUUGAUGAAGACUUCGUUCAAGAAUGCACUGACCUCACAGAACUGUACGACGAUGUUAUAGCACCAAUUAAGUCUGAAAAUCCUUCAGGUGUUCCAUCUUCUAUGGCUAACAAGCAUUCUUUUGGCUCUUCAGCUCAUUCAGGGCGUCGUGUAUCAGUCUAUGUUGGUAAUUUAACCUGGUGGACAACAGAUUUGGACUUGCUAGAAGCAGCAGCGGGUGUCGGUAUUAACGAUGUUAUUGAAAUAAAGUUUCAUGAAAACCGUCAGAACGGCCAAUCUAAGGGGUUUUGCGUAAUGGUUUUUGGGUCGGAACAGUCCAUGCGUUUGGCAAUGGAAAAGUUCCCAAAAAUAGAUCUCCAUGGCCAAAAUCCUGUUGUCACAAGUUACACAAAACAUAACUUGAGCGUUUUUGAGAAAGCAGCUGGUAACGAUAAUCAAGCUACUGCCCGACCGCGUACAGAGGAAAUGCAAACAAUGAAGGUAUCUGGAGCAGGCACAACCGGUGUUCUGGGGAACCGCCUACCACCUCCAUUAAUGGCUACGCCUACUAUGCCCGCAUCACUCGGCUUCAGUGUACGCAAUAACAGCCCCUUGAUGGGACAGGUUGUCCCAAGCGUUCGAAAUACAGCAAAUUUGUCCUCUAGCAUUCAGCAAGCUCUUGCUAAUCACAAUGCACACUCCAGCUUGAGCGGAAAUUCAGGUCUAAGUCAAUUACCUCUGAACUUUCCGGGCUCCACUGGCGUACUUAUGCCUCCGACUGGACUUUCGACUGCAAACUUAGCAGCAAAUGCUACAGGUCUGUUACCCUCAAACUUCACUCUUCCUAGCACAAUCGCAACAUCACUUGCAACAAAUGCUCAUGUCAACCCAAAUUUUUUAACUCAACAAGUGUCGGCAAAUGCUCCUAUGUUACCAAAUUCCUUACCACCUGGUGUAAUGCAGUUGCCCACUCAGAACAACGACUCCAGCGUACGUCCACAGUUUGAUCACUACGGAAGGCCGGUUAUUCAUACUUAUACUCCUCCUGUUGCAGGAAAGCUCUCUGAAUCGGAGUUCGAAGAUAUUCUACAAAGAAACAAGACGGUAUCCUCAAGCGCUAUUAAUAGAGCCGUGCAGGAUGCUGCCGGUGGGGAUUAUGCAAGUGCUAUUGAAACAUUAGUAACUGCAAUAUCUCUUAUCAAGCAGUCAAAAAUAGCUAAUGAUGACCGAUGCCGAAUUCUGAUCAAUUCUCUUCAAGACACUUUACAUGGUAUUGAAUCGAAGUCUUAUGGUGCUAAGAGCAGUAGUCGAAGACGUCGCCGUUCGUAUAGUGACAGUGGCAGUGAUGGUGAAGGAAAUUACAAUAGUUCUAUCAGUGGUAGUAACAAUAACACUUCUCGCCGCCACAGAGACAGAAAUCAUAGGUCUCGAUCUCGAGACCGGCACGAUCGACAUGAUCGUCACGACCGCCGCAGACAUUCGCGCGAAAGAGGGUCUGGGAGUGGCAACACCUACUAUGGCAUUGGAUCCAGUGUACCUCUUUCUAGUGGAUCUGGUUUGUCUGGAAUCCAGUCAGUAGACGGCUCCGGCCAAACAUGUGCUGGAAGUCUUGGGAGUAGUGGAGACCGAUAUCGAGACAGUAGAUACAGACAUUAAUCCUAGCUGUAUACUCGUCUCAUUUGGUGACCAGUUUAGCAGUACUUAUGUUUUCUAAUUAACUUUUCAAUACGUCAUUUGUUCUCCCCAAUCAUCUGGUUGUAUAGUUUGGUCACAUUUCAAUAACUGUUGACUCAGUUCAUUGCUGCUAGCUUUUAUGUUCACUAUUUUCGUUGUACUGGUAGAAUUGGAGCUCAGGAGUGUUACAGGCAAGUGAAAUCCUAUAAUAUAUGUUUAUUCAAUCUUUUUAGCUUGUCCACUUACUCAGUGAUCCGGUUACCAUUGGUGCAUAGUUUUGAGUGUAUUUGUAAUUAUCAUUUUGUACAUUGUAAUCUUGUUAUUCCAUUUUGCUGUACUGUUUUGUAUAUAUCACUUAUUACUGAUUAUGUUUUGGUUGCAUGUAUUGACAUCUCUUUAACAUAGAAUGAUCAUCGGUUAACUAUUGGAUGAGUGUAUAUCCAAUUUGAUUAAUAUUGCUAACUUCUCUCUUGAUAAUUAUGUAGAUAUUUUCCCGGACAACUUCAUUCAAUGUACAUUUCCAAUUUCUCCUGUUCCUAUAAAGUGUGUAUAGUUUCUGUAUAUUAUUAAGACGAAAAACAGUUUAUUUAAUAUGGCAUUGUAAAGCCAGUGUUCAUAUUUAUGUAUAUAACAGCUGUUCCACAUGUUGUAAACAGAUACUGAUAAACGACAUGGAUAGUCUUGUAUGUACUUGUUUGAUUUCAAUGUAAAUAGCUUUUAUCUAAAACGUUUCUGGUUCCAGAUCGUACCACUUGUAUAUAAUAGACUAAUUGAUACCCCAUAUCUUUGUAUAUAUAAAUAUCCAUAUGUUGACUCUUAUAUUCCAUGUAAAUAAUUUUUUAAAAAUAAAAUAUAUUACUAGUCUUCUUAAUGAAUAUACAUAUCCUGAAUUUGUCAAAUAUGUAUACUGUCAUUUUGGUUGUCUAAUUGUAUUUUUUCCUCCUUUUUCAGGUGUACAGAGGUCGUCUCAAAUUGCGUCUAAAUUAUUGUGCUGAUUUGAAAAAUAUACUCCUUGUUGUGUCAUGCUUUACUUUUUUCUUACCGUUAACUACAUCAACAGGUGUGGUGUUAACCGUAAGUGUUCUACAUCUAAGUUAAUGGGUUAUAUCUAUUCAAGACAUCUACUUGUUAGUCGCGCACAGCAUGUUUCCUUAUACAUCGAGUGGAAUCCUGAGUAGUUUUGUUUUAACGUGCUUACGUACGUAUUCUUCCUCUACCUUACACUACUGACUUAUUUUAAGUAGCAUAAAUUUUCUAAGUAAAACCGCUUACACUAGAGCCAUAAUUCGAAUUGUCGUAAAUAGUACGGGCUUCUUUGCUUCAGAGCAUUUCCUAGACUAAGCAAACGAAUGGGUGGUGGGCUUAUCAGAAAAUUAGUUUCUGAUUAUCAGUGAUUCCUCAACCAUAUAUAUACUAAUAUAUGGUAUUAUGGUGUUUAUUGGGGAGUGCAGGUGUUAGUAGUUGGUCAAGUUCGUUUUACCUGAUUGCUCAUAUGUUAUCAUUCUGCUACAGUCUUCUCACGACUGUAUGGUAUUUCAAUACUUUCUAUGCGUUUUAUGAUCUCAGGAAGAAAUUAAUUACUUAGUUACCUCUGUAUUUUAGUGGGAUAUUUUCAUUUAACCUAACACUUCACUGAUUAAAAUCAAGUUGAGGCAUUUUAAACGAUCUAAAAAAAUCACGAAUAUAUGCGUCAUUCAUUCAAGACAAUUAUUACAUCAGAAACAAUAUGGUCGUUUUUAUACAUAACAGGUGUACUUUCCACUUAUUAGGUUGUUUAGAGCGAUAUUAGUUAAAUAAGUCAGUGAGUAAUCUGAAAACAAGGUUUGAUGUAAUGAGAUAAAUGUAAAAUCUUUCUCUUAACUCGCGAUUUUUUUUCAUUCCAUAUGAUGGAUGCUCAGCGUAAUUUUACUUAUGAUAACGGAUUUUUUUCAGUAUAAUGUAUAUUCCAGAUUUAUCCUUUAUGUUAAGUUGAUGUGAACUGUGUUCAGGAUGACAUAUAGCACACAAUUUUGUUAUGACUUUGAUACUUAUUUUUAUAAUCAAAUGGAUGUGUAAAUCAAUCGACUACGGUCAUUGUGUUUUGAAGUC
Molecule: messenger RNA, 3814 nt
Organism: Schistosoma turkestanicum
Lineage: Eukaryota; Metazoa; Platyhelminthes; Trematoda; Strigeidida; Schistosomatidae
Source: the annotation of a GenBank genome assembly